Molecule: messenger RNA, 993 nt
Organism: Triticum turgidum subsp. durum (durum wheat)
Lineage: Eukaryota; Viridiplantae; Streptophyta; Magnoliopsida; Poales; Poaceae
Source: the annotation of a GenBank genome assembly
AUGCUACUAGAUGGCUGCUUCAUCCUACACCGCUUGCUCAAGUACGCGCGCCGCGCGAAAAUGGAACAAGCUGGCCGCGGCGGCCAUCAGUUUGUCGACGACGACGAGGACUGGACUCAGGUUUACGGCAGGUGCUUUGUGUGGCAGCUGGUGACGCGCGACCUCCUGCUGCUGCAGAACCAGAUCCCGUUCUGCGUGAUACGGGAGCUCUUUCAGCAUCUGGGGAACGAGGACGAGUCCGAAGAGCUCCUGGUGACCGGAAGCCUCAGGCUUUUCCGCUCCCUUCGUCCCCAGAUGCUGCACCAGUCGCCCAUCGCAUGCCGCGGCGUGCACCACCUGCUGCACCUCUUCUACCUUUCAGUCGGCUUCCCACCGAGCCACCGCAGGCAGCAUUCCCGCCGCCGUCGAACCGAAGUGGUGCUAUCGGAGCUCCCUCAGUGGAUCCCGUGCGCCAAGGAGUUGGAGGAGGCUGGGGUCCAAUUCCGCAAGAGAGAGAAUGCCACGAGCUUCCUGGACGUGAGCUUCACCCAGGGCGUGCUGGAGAUCCCACAGCUGGAGCUCAACGACUCGAGCGAGUCGUUGUUCCGGAACCUGAUCGCAUUCGAGCAGACCUACCCGGACACCCCGCGCGACGUUUCCACCUACGCCGUCUUCAUGGACUGCCUCAUCACCUCGGCAGAGGACAUGAGGAUACUUGACCUGCACGGCAUCCUCGUCAGCCACCUCAGCAGCAGGAGGGUUGCAUGGCAUUUCUUCAGCGACAUCGGCGGGCAGGUGCACUGGUCGGCCGACGACAACUACCUAGUCGGCUUGAUGGACGAGGUGAACAGGUACAGGGAGCGCAGGCGUCACAAGUGGCGCGCGGCGCUUGCCCGCAACUACUUUAGCAACCCCUGGGUGACCAUGUCAGUGUUCGCAGCCCUACUCCUGCUCUCCAUGGCCGUGCUGCAGACCUUCUUCGCUGUCUAUGCCUACUUCAAGCCUCCCAAGUAA